Messenger RNA from Neocloeon triangulifer, 3161 nucleotides. Its product is annotated as glutamyl aminopeptidase-like. Gene Ontology annotation, cellular component: cytoplasm. The coding region runs from base 236 to 3094 and encodes 952 amino acids. The record is from RefSeq and is a predicted model, not a curated record. Lineage: Eukaryota; Metazoa; Arthropoda; Insecta; Ephemeroptera; Baetidae. The transcript has 16 exons. Gene Ontology annotation, molecular function: zinc ion binding; peptide binding; metalloaminopeptidase activity. Gene Ontology annotation, biological process: peptide catabolic process; proteolysis.
AGUGAUUUAAAUGCAUCUCUGCUCGAGCGUCGUUCCAAGAAUGUAGCAGCUUAUUGUGUUUUAUAAAUUGAUUGAGAGGCCGUCCAGGGAGGUGGGGAUCUGAGCUAGGCGCCCGGUACACAUCGCAACUUGUUGGUGUCCACCGGCCUGAUUCGGCCGCUCUUGCUGCUUAAUUCACUCCCAGACCGACAGUCCGUCGAGUGAGCAGUCGGCAGCUCCAUCAUAUCAUAAGAGGAUGGCGGUGUCAAUGCACUAUGUCAAAAUCGUGGGCGGCGGCAUCGUCUUCGCCGUCCUGGCGGUGGCAGUGAUUGUGUUGUCCAUCGAGGUCGCUCGUCUCAACAAUGAACUCAACAAUGGCUCGAGCAGAGAACCCUGGCAGACCAACUUCCGCAUCCCUGAUCAGCUGGAAGCUCACAAUUACGACAUCUUCAUGCACCCCAAUAUAGAGGCAAACAGGUUUUCGGGCAGGAUGGCUCUGACCCUGAACGUGGUCGGCAGCAGCCUCACUUACCUGCCCCUGCACCAAAAGGGUCUCAACAUCUCCAACCCUUCCAUCGUGUCUUUGGACGCAAGAGGAAGACAAUCAAAAGCGAUCGCCAUCACAAGAACAUUGGACGUGCCUGACAACGAGUUCUACGUUAUUGUGCCCCAGGAAGCCCUUCAACCGGGCAGCUACAAAGUUUCUGUGAACUUUGAAGGGUCGUUGUCGCAACCUGAACUGGUCGGAAUCUACACUUCGACUUACGAGGCCAGCGGUGCCAGUGGAGUUGAAACAAAGAAAAUCGUUUCGUCUAAAUUUGAGCCGACUUACGCCCGCCGAGCCUUUCCCUGCCUGGACGAGCCGGACAAAAAGGCCCAUUUCACAAUCUCUCUUGUGAAACCGAAGGAUGCAACUUGGAAAGCUCUUUCCAACAUGGAUGAAAAUAAAGUGGAAGAUGGUCCAGGAGACAACGAGAAGACAGUAUUUUUCAGCUCGUCGGUCAAAAUGUCCACCUACCUGGCCUGCUUCAUUGUCAGCGAGUUUGAUUUUGAGACUGAGAAUGUGGUUAACUUGGACACGAGCACCUUUCCCGUCAGCGUGUACGGCCGGUCCGAUUUGAAGAGCAAAUUGAUUUUUGCCAGGGACGCUGCAAAAGCCAUCACCGAGUACUACAUAGAUUAUUUCCAAAUCGGAUACCCUCUGCCGAAAUUAGAUUUGAUUGGAAUUCCUGACUUUGUGUCCGGAGCCAUGGAGAACUGGGGCCUUAUCACCUUCAGGGAGACCAACUUGCUGGUCGACGAAGCCACGGACGCCGUGUCCAACAUCCAGCAGGUCGGAUCUGUGGUUGCUCAUGAAAUUGCUCACAUGUGGUUCGGAAAUCUAGUAACUAUGAAAUGGUGGGACGAUCUGUGGCUCAACGAAGGAUUCGCUUCUUUCAUGGAGUACAAAAGCCUUGACUUUUACAAAAAAGAUGAAGAUUGGAAGUUGCUGGAGCAAUUUCUGGUCAUGGAUUUGCAGCCAGUGAUGGCGCUGGACGCUCAGCUCAGUUCCCACCCCAUCAUCCAGCAAGUGUCUCACCCUGACCAAAUCAAUGCCCUUUUUGACACAAUUACCUACAGCAAGGGUUGCUCUGUCAUUCGAAUGCUGGAGGGAAUUCUGGGAGAAGACGUUUUCCAAAAAGGAGUCACCAAAUAUUUGAACAGGUUCAUUUACGACAACGCUGUGACCACCGAUCUCUGGCAAAGUAUGACCGAGGCGGCCCUGGAGGCGCAACAGAGUGUGGAUGUGACCAGGGUCAUGAAUACCUGGACCCUGCAAAUGGGCCUGCCUGUUGUUGAGAUUAAAUACAACGAGACCACUGGUAUUGCCACUCUAAUGCAGAAACGAUUCUUUGGCUCGCCCGGUGCUGAAAAGAAGUCUCUCGAAGUUCCCAAGAGCUCUCCAUACGGGUACCGAUGGGAUGUGCCUCUGUCGUACAUUGAAGGUUCAAUUGCUGGAGUGAAAACAGAGUGGUUCAAAAUGGAGCCAUUCACUAUUCAAAUUCAAUUUGAUGCAGCAAAAACCACUUGGUUCAAGUUUAACUAUAAACAAAUUGGAUUCUACAGAGUGAACUAUGACGAAAAGAUGUGGGGUAAACUUAUUGAAGCAUUGAAGGCCUCGGAAAUUGCUGAGGACACUGACCGAUCAUCCCUGAUUGACGAUGUCUUCAGUUUGGCCGACGGAUCUUAUGUGACCUACAAACAGGCCCUGGACUUGUCCGAGUAUCUUGAAAAUGAGACUGGUUACAUCUCUUGGUCAACUUCGGCCAGCAAGUUCUUGAAACUGCUGCCUUUCAUGAGGAGCCGCCCAGCUUACCCCACUUUUAUGGCAUUUGUUGAGAAACUAGUGAAAAAUCAAUAUGAUGCCCUCAAAUGGACCGAAGGAGCAGAUGAUCCCCACAUCACCAAGCGUCUUCGAUCCACAAUUCUCAAUCUGGCAUGUUCCUGUGGCUACCAAACCUGUUUAGACGAAACCACAACUCCUUUCAACGAUUGGAUUGCAGACGAAACUAAAGUGCCUUCGAUAAAUGUGCGUGCCCUGGUGUACAACUUUGGAAUGGAGAGGGAGGGCAACCCCAACGGUAACUGGGACAAAGUGUGGGACAGGUACGUGGCAGCAGCCGAUCCUCAAGAAAAACUGAGGCUUUUGAUUUCGCUGACCUACGUGAAAGACGUGACCACCCUGAGAAAGUACCUCUUCUACGCUGAAGACGAUUCACUGGUCCGCAGUCAGGACUACUUCACGGUCUUGCAGACCAUGUCUGACAACCCGUUAGGCUCUUCAUUAGUGUGGGACUAUGUCAGAGACAACUGGGAUAAGUUGGUUGAACGUUUCACUCUGAACAGUCGGUCAUUGGGACGUAUGAUUCCUCGCAUCACUCAAAACUUUGACACCCAAGAUCGACUCGAUGAGAUGAAGGCUUUCUUUGCCAAAUACCCCAACGCUGGAGCUGGAGCGUCCGCCCGGGAGCAAGCUUUGGAAAGGGUCGAGUCUAAUAUUCAGUGGGUCUCCCUUUACUACGGAGAGAUCGAAAGCUGGCUCAACACGUGGGCCACACCACCUGCGCCAAAAUAGGGUUGUUCGUUUCUAUUUUUGUAAAUUUCCUACUUGCUGUACAUUAAAUAAAGUAUAUUGUAAUAAA